Didymodactylos carnosus is the source of this 657-nucleotide messenger RNA. The record is from the annotation of a GenBank genome assembly. NCBI's taxonomy places the organism in Eukaryota, Metazoa, Rotifera, Eurotatoria, Philodinida, Philodinidae.
AUGCUGAAAGUAUGUUAUAUGAAUGUAUUUGAAAAUCAUCUGCAUAGUCUAACAACAUUGUUGAAUGAACAUGGUGAAUCUCUGGAAAUAUAUCAGACACAUGUCGGAUCCGUAGGAAGUUGGGCAUGGGAAGCAGGAAUUGCCUUAUGCUUUUAUUUAUAUGAUCAUAUGUUCCACGAGAUGAAAGAUAGACAUAUUAUUGAAAUUGGAGCUGGUACGGGUCUCGUAGGAUUACAAGUGUGUGCUCUUGGUGCGCAUACGACAUUAACAGAUCGUGAAGAAUACGUUGAUUUAAUGAAUUAUAACAUUAAUAAAAAUCGUCAUCUGUUAACGGGGACAGUGGAAGCUCAAAUGCUCUUCUGGGGCGACGCAAGAUUAAACGAAAAAGAAUAUGACUAUAUCAUUGCUGCCAAUUGUGUUUAUCAUAGUAUAGAUCUAGAUUCGCUAAUUCAAACAAUCUGUCAGCUCACUACGACGAAUAAAACACAACUAAUUUGCUGUUAUGAACUGAGAAACGAUGGUAUUCGACAACUAGUUAAUGAAUUUCAUGAAAAAUUAAAGCAAGACAAAUUUCAUAUUGAAUACGUUGAACAUGAAAUGUUAAGAAAAGAUUAUCAAAACGAUUAUAAUUGUAUUGUCAAAUGUAAACGACUUUAA